Molecule: messenger RNA, 2787 nt
Organism: Myripristis murdjan (pinecone soldierfish)
Lineage: Eukaryota; Metazoa; Chordata; Actinopteri; Holocentriformes; Holocentridae
Gene: ppef2b
Product: protein phosphatase with EF-hand domain 2b
Biological process (GO): negative regulation of MAPK cascade; detection of stimulus involved in sensory perception
Molecular function (GO): manganese ion binding; calcium ion binding; Hsp90 protein binding
Source: RefSeq, a predicted model, not a curated record
UUGGCUAUGCGAUCCUCAACACUUGGUCAGUGUGAGUUUGUUGUGACAGCUUGUAGCCACAAAGGGAACAUGUCCAAGGGUUCGCCUCUCCAAACACAAUACUCCAGCCACUGGAACAACAUGUGCUCUGACAUGGAUAUAACUAAAAGAUAAUUCAGAACUUCUGUUUUUUCCUUCUAAAAUUGCCUUUUUGUGCAAGAUUGUAGAGAGGAAAAUGGUGAGGUUUCUCCAAACAUUGCUGAAGAACUGAGGCAAAGGAAUUAGAGAGAAGUAACACGGCCAGUGAGAAGAGCACGGGGUCAUGGGAAGUGGCAUGGCAAAAUCAGAACUACAGCUGAAGAAAUGUGAACGAGCAUCCAUCUCAGUCCCAGCUGCCAUUGCUAUGAGGGCAGCUCUGCUGAUCCAGCGCUGGUACCGUCAGUAUGUGGCACGGCUGGAGAUGAGACGCAGGUGCACUUGGAACAUCUUCCAGUCUAUUGAAUAUGCAGGAGAACAGGACCAGAUCAAGCUCUACAAUUUCUUCGGCUACCUGAUGGACCACUUCACCCCAGCCAGCAGCGAGAGAAAUCUGAUCUCGCACAUCUUCCGAGAGAAUGACAUCUGUCGUGACGCUGAUUGGGAUAGAUACUUCUGCUACAAGAGCAUUGAAGUACCUAACAUGUACACAGGCCCUCAUCUAACCUUUCCCAUCACUAUCUGUGAGGCAUCGAAGCUGGUGGAAGCCUUCAAGCACGAACAACAGCUCCACUCUCGGUAUGUUCUGCAGCUUCUUGGAGAAACUUGGAGGCUACUGAGGAUUCUCCCUAACAUCAAUCACGUCUCUACCUGUCAAACCAAAGAGAUCACCAUAUGUGGAGAUUUACAUGGGCACCUUGAAGACCUGCUGUUGGUGUUCUAUAAGAAUGGCUUGCCCUCCUCUGAAAAGCCCUACGUCUUCAAUGGAGACUAUGUGGAUCGUGGCAAACAUUCCUUGGAGAUUCUCCUCAUCCUGUUUGCAUUCCUGCUGGUGUAUCCCAAUGAUGUCCAUCUGAACAGAGGGAACCAUGAGGAUCACAUCGUUAACCUGAGAUAUGGUUUCACCAAAGAAGUGAUGGGCAAAUAUAGGGUUCAUGGGAAGAAGAUCCUGAAGAUUCUGCAGAAGAUCUUCAGCUGGCUGCCUCUGGCCACAGUGAUUGAUCAGAAGGUGCUGGUUGUGCAUGGAGGGAUCUCUGAAAGUACAGACCUUAAUAUAAUAGCCCAAGUGGACAGGCACAAAUACGUGUCAGCUAUUAGGCCACCUAAGCAGAGAUCUAAUGCAGUCAACGACAACAGUUCGACUGAACAAGACUUUGGACCAGUAGAAAGCCGGCGUCGGGUUUAUUCUAUGACCCAACCCAGGCCAGUCCCGGGUACCCGGCAGGAGCACCAUCGCCGCUCGCUGCAAGGCCUGUCUUUAAGCAGUCAUGUCAACUCCUCAGUGGAAGAAGAGCUAAAGAAGAGGCGCAGACAGGCUGGGUUUGACCAGUCCUAUGGAGACCUGAGGAAGUCUGUCUCGUCGGACUCUGACCCAGAGUCUGGAGAGGCGCUGGAGACAGAUGUGGAUGAGUGGAAACAAAUACUGGACAUGUUGUGGAGUGACCCCAUGCCCCAGGACGGCUGUAUACCCAAUGAGGUGCGAGGCGGAGGCUGCUACUGGGGGCCAGAUGUCACUGAGAAAGUACUAAACAAACAUAACCUCCAGCUCCUCAUCCGCUCUCAUGAGUGCAAACAGGACGGCUAUGAGUUUUGCCACAACCGCAGGGUGCUGACAAUAUUUUCAGCGUCUAACUACUACGAGGUGGGCAGUAACAGAGGUGCAUACAUCCGAAUGGGCCCUGAUCUGGUUCCCCACUGCAUUCAGUACCAGGCCACUCGAACCAGCCGAGACCUCACCCUCAGACAAAGUGUUGGGCAAACAGAGAGGUCAGCUCUGCAAGCUCUGAGGCAACAGCUGUUUGUACACAAGCCCGAUCUCAUCAGUGCCUUCCAGGAAUACGACCCUGAAAACACAGGAUUGAUCUCUUUAAAGCAUUGGGCCAGUGCCACAGAGAGGGUACUGAACCUGGGCCUGCCCUGGAGGGUCCUGCGCUCCCAGCUUGUCAGCAACACCCAGGACGGCAUGCUGGACUACCAGCAGUGGAUCAGGGAGCUCUCCUCGACUGAGACCAAGCUAGAGGUCUCCAAUACCAGCAUCCUGGAUACCAUGUACAAGAACCACUCCAACUUGGAGACCAUCUUCCGAAUCAUAGACACAGAUCACUCAGGCCUGAUCUCAUUCGAGGAGUUCCGUCAGACCUGGAAACUCCUGAGCUCCCAUCUUAAGACAGAGAUCAGCGAUGAGGCCAUUGCAGACCUGGCCUCGAGCAUUGACUUCAACAAGGACGGCAAUAUCGAUAUCAAUGAGUUCAUGGAGGCCUUUCGGCUGGUGGAAAUCUCUGCCCACGUGUAGUGCUGGAGCACGUUUGGGUUCCCCGUCGUUCUACUGCGUAGAAAAUACUCAACACUGUCUGCGUUAGACCUGCUCACCAGGAUCAACAUGUCUGCAGGGAUCUGAAUGAUCAUUAGCAUCUCGUCAGAGCCGUCACACAAUGUGAAGGAUGUAACAUAGUGUGCACUGUUUGGCCAGGUGCAAUCCAGCCAUGCUCAUAUUUUUGUCAGCAUUUAGCUCUUUUCUACCUCUUAGAUUUUUUUUCAUGCUCAAGAUGGAUAAGGGUGAGGGGAAUUCAUGGUCAACUGUUUAAUUAUGAAUAAACUAGAUCUAAAACAUGA